AUGUCAAGAGCACUGAAAUAUGAAAUUGAAAAACUUAAAAAGCGGCGCAGCCGAGGGACCUUGGUGUCCCGAGGGUGGUCGCUGAUGAGGUUCCUCAUCAAGGGCAGUGUGGCUGGGGGUGUCGUCUACCUGGUGUAUGACCAGGACCUGCUGGGGCCAAGUGACAAGAGCCAGGCUGUCCUUCAGAAGGCUGAGGAGGCAGUGGCCCCAGCCACGUACCAGUUCAGCCAGUACGUGUGUGAACAGACCGAUCUGAAGAUGCCCCAGCACCCAGCCCCUCCCAAGUUUAAUUUUCACGUCCGCGACUCCAGGAAUUCAGGCAUCAUUAAGGUGAUGUUGGCUCUGUCAGCGACCCCCUGCAAGGUCUGCGAGUACUCUAGGGAGGGCUGGGAAUACCUGAAGGAGCGAAUCAAGUAGCCCGUCAGAGGAGGCCACCUGCCCCAGCCAGGACCAGGGGCAGGGAUGUCACAGACCCGGAGACUCCGGACUGGGGCCGAGACCCCACUCCAAGGGCGGCUCCCGGCCUUGCUGGCCC
Messenger RNA from Hyaena hyaena (striped hyena), 535 nucleotides. RefSeq names its product MICOS complex subunit MIC13-like. NCBI's taxonomy places the organism in Eukaryota, Metazoa, Chordata, Mammalia, Carnivora, Hyaenidae. The transcript has a single exon. Bases 1 to 417 code for a protein of 138 amino acids. The record is from RefSeq and is a predicted model, not a curated record. Gene Ontology annotation, cellular component: mitochondrial crista junction; MICOS complex. Gene Ontology annotation, biological process: cristae formation.